AUGUCGGAGAAAGAUAAUGGCCCGCGUAUGCUGUCUAAGCAGGAGCUGCUAGUCAACCACAUCGCUAGCCUUUCUCAAGACUACGCCGUGAAGCCUCAUCUGGAGUACAGCACCAUUCGCGCCGUUAAUGGUCCUCUGGUGAUCGUGGAGGACGUCCGCAAACCGACCUACGCGGAGAUCGUCAAGAUCGAGCUCGCGGAUGGGAGCAUCCGACGCGGGCAGGUGCUGGAGACGGAUGGAACCAAGGCGGUGGUGCAGGUUUUUGAGGGGACCUCCGGCAUCGACGUGCUGCACUCGAAAUGCGAGUUUACGGGAAAGGUGAUGGAGCUUGGGGUGAGCGAGGAUAUGCUCGGACGCAUCUUUAACGGUUCAGGAACACCGAUCGACAACGGCCCACCGGUGCUCCCGGAGCAGUACCGUAAUAUCGAGGGCAUCCCCAUCAACCCGCGAGCGCGGGUGUAUCCUGAGGAAAUGAUCCAAACAGGAAUCAGCUCUAUCGACGUCAUGACGUCGAUAUCUCGUGGGCAAAAGAUCACGCUCUUCUCCGGUGCCGGUCUCCCGCACAAUGAGAUCGCGGCGCAGAUCGUGCGGCAAUCCGGCCUGGUGAAGCAGUCGGGGAAGAACGAAGAGUUCUGCGUGGUGUUCGCCGCCAUGGGGGUGAACCAGGAGACGGCGCGGUUUUUCCGAACCGAGUUCCAGCAGAAUGGCUCACUCGAAAGAACGGUGCUGUUUUUGAACCUCGCGAAUGACCCGACGAUCGAGCGGAUCGUGACGCCGCGUUUGGCGCUCACCACCGCGGAGUACCUCGCCUACGAUUGCGGCAUGCACGUGUUGGUGAUCUUGACGGAUAUGAGCUCCUACGCGGAUGCGCUGCGCGAGGUGUCGGCGGCGCGCGAGGAGGUUCCUGGCCGACGUGGGUUCCCAGGUUAUAUGUACACCGAUCUGGCGCGUAUCUACGAGCGCGCGGGCCGAGUGCUCGGCCGCGCCGGCUCCAUUACACAGAUUCCUAUCCUUUCCAUGCCCAACGACGACAUCACGCACCCGAUCCCAGAUCUUACGGGUUACAUUACAGAGGGGCAGAUCUAUAUCGACCGGCAGCUGCAUAACCGACAGCUCUACCCACCUGUCAACAUCUUGCCCUCCCUCUCUCGUCUGAUGAAGAAUGCGAUUGGAGAAGGGAUGACGCGCAAGGAUCAUAGCGGCGUCAGUAACCAGAUGUACGCAGCCUACGCAAUCAGUCGGGAUAUCCUCGCUAUGAAGGCUGUGGUUGGCGAGGAAGCACUCAGUAGUGAGGACCUGCUCUACCUGGAGUUUUUGGGCAAGUUUGAGAAGAAAUUCAUCCAGCAGGGCUUUCACGAGACCCGUGAUAUCUUCCAGAGCUUGGAUCUUUGCUGGGAGUUGCUCCGCACAUUUCCGAAGAGUAUGCUUAACAAGAUUGAGAUAAAGAUCCGUGAUGAGUUCUACGACCGUCAGCCGAUGCAUACGUAA
Molecule: messenger RNA, 1488 nt
Organism: Phytomonas sp. EM1
Lineage: Eukaryota; Euglenozoa; Kinetoplastea; Trypanosomatida; Trypanosomatidae
Source: the annotation of a GenBank genome assembly